Messenger RNA from Paramecium octaurelia, 531 nucleotides. Lineage: Eukaryota; Ciliophora; Oligohymenophorea; Peniculida; Parameciidae. The record is from the annotation of a GenBank genome assembly.
AUGCAUCUAAAUGUUGUGGGUCAUAUAUAAUAGACCAUUCCUUUUUAAUAUUUGAUAUCAGAACGUCUGAAAAUUUGUAAACUAGUAUAUUCUAGAAUAAAUACUAGGAAAAUCAUUGCAAAAUCCAUUAGAAUAUAAUGACUAAUAGAUACUACAGGUCAUUCUACAUCCAUAUUUUUUCUCAAAAUAUUAAUUGGAUGGGCAAGGCGGACAUACAGAGUUUGUUGGCGAUCCAUAAUAACAACUUAAACAUUUGUAAUUAUUUGCCGUACAUGUUUUGCAUAAAUAAUAACAUAAAUUUGGAUCAGAAAUAUAAAUAUUUCUGAUAGAGACUUAUCCAUCAUUUUUAUUGGAUGAUGUAAACUUUAGAUUUGAAUAAUCUAAAUUCAGCGUUGAAAAUGCAAAAUGUACUGUUCUUAUUUCAUAAGGAAUAUUAUUACAAAAUCCAUUUGACACUUUAUAAUUGGUGUUAGGAAUGUAAUUAUAUGUAUAUGAAAAAGAGCUGAACUAAAUAGUUACAGUUUCUGAUGU